Molecule: messenger RNA, 1656 nt
Organism: Endocarpon pusillum Z07020
Lineage: Eukaryota; Fungi; Ascomycota; Eurotiomycetes; Verrucariales; Verrucariaceae
Exons: 2
Coding region: 1-1656 (551 amino acids)
Source: RefSeq, a predicted model, not a curated record
AUGGAAUCACAGUUCCCUGUUGCUACAAGAGAAGAACUUUGGCGGCUACAAGAGGAGAUUAAAGACCUCUUUGUCACACAGGGACAGCAUUCUGAACGAAUAAUGAGACUUGAAAAACGACGAGAUGAGGACACGAGGGUGAAAAAUGUAUGGGGACCGGUUUCACCAUACCCAAGCUCUUUUGGAAAUAGCGCACAGCAAGAAUCUGGCUUCAAUCCUGCAGCUGAGGCAUUCCGGAAUUUCGAUGCAGAUGCGCAGUCUGGCAUGAUCACUAAUCUCAGCCUGGAUCAUGACGAUGAACGACGACGCGGGGCAUCUCGGGCAAACAGUGUACGCUUUGAUGAGAGCGCAAAUAAUCAUUAUGGAUCUACGUCCAGACAGUCAGUCGAUCUCUUACCGCUAAGAACCGGAAGCGGUCUGGGAAGCCACCCACUUUCGGAGAGAUCGUUAUCUCAUCGUUCUGAUGGCAAAGGCAGCAUGUCAGGCAUUUCAAUGCGCGCAAAUAGCUUCGGUUUAGAGCAGAGUCGUCUGCUUGGCUCUAUGACAAGCUCACCCAAAGCAGCUGGUAAUCCACCACCAGCCUUCUAUGUCCUUGGUCCUGUCCCGGCAAUCAUCCGCUGUUGGCUUACUGAAACUUUCUCGAAUGAUUCCCUCCUUUAUGCAGCUGUAUGUACAGGCUCAUACGCAUCUUGCAUCACUACAUCCCUUAUUCGUCGCUAUGGGUUGGACGAUCAGACAAUUGAGGAGAACGGGGUGCGCAAGAUCAAGCUGCCGAUAUAUCUCACAGAAGCCACAAUCCAACAGUCGUCCUCCAGAUCAGCAAGUCCAGCUCCACAAGUGCCGACGCUGGCUGCGAAGUUUGUGGUGGUCGACUCUGCCGUUGAGGAUAGAUGUGUGCAAGUCGUGAUCGGUAGCGAUAUAUUACGUGCUCACAAUGCAGAUAUUCUCUUCUCGCAGGAUAAGCUGAUGAUAUUUGAUGAAGACCGCAACCGACUCGCAAUACCACUUGUCAGACCAGAAAAUGAUGCCACGUAUAAGGGAUUGUUUACGCAGACCAGUCCCCAAGGACUACAAGGCCCUCUACCGAGUUUGACGAAUGGCACACCCGUCGCUGGCAUUAUUGGUCGUCCAAGUCAAGAUUUGCAAGCCGCUUCGUCGUUGGCAUCGUCAAGUGGUGUUACCUCUAGUAGUAUGGAAAGUGACCAGCCGAAAGAGGAUCAAGUUCCAACAACGAGCGAACAGAUCAGUAUUGAAAACAGCGCCCCGAGACCACAAGAAGAUUCCACAUAUACUACAGAAGGCGACAGAUCAUUCACAACUCCCACUCCCACGUCGCGCUCAAAUUCUGGUGUAUGGGGCAAUUCGUGGAGAUCGUCGUCGGUGAGCCAGACCGAUCCAGGCAAAACGGCGUCCGGAUACUCGCGAGCUGGUGCAAGUCGUGGCAUGAAAGUACUAAGACCAGGGAAGUCUAUGGCCAGCUCUUCGAGGGCCGGAUCAAGUGUGGGACCCACCGGGCAAGAGAACAACAACCCAAAUGAUGAGGGCCUGCGCAGCAAGUCUGGCGUGAAGAUGACCGAACCACAAUCUCAGCCAACCAAAUCCAACCCUAUUGGUCAGGCGUCGGCGUUUGGCUGGCUGAAUUCAGGCCAACAUUAA